GGAGCUCCGACUUUCCCUGCGCCUAUGAGUACCCGGGUGUACGGGAGCGGAGCUGGCGGGAGAGUCUGACGGCGUCGCCUGGCAGCGGCCACCGCCAUCCCCCGGGAGCGGAAAAAAAUCAUAAAUUCAGUAUGGCACCUAUUUUAGAUUGGAAGAAACUUAUGAAAGUUGAUCCAGAUAGUCUACCUCGUCAAGAGGAACUAGCAGACAGAUUGCUGGAGACCAUGUCCAAGGUUGAUGGGAAAGACUUAAAAACUGAAACUCCAGAAAAACUGAUACACCUUUUUAAAAUUACUCAGUCUCUAUUGAAGAUGAAAACUCAAGAGGUAGAGCUGGCACUAGAAGAAGUUGAAAAAGCUGGGGAAGAGCAAGCCAAAUGUGAAAAUAAUUUUAAAACAAAGAUGAUGAAACUUCAAAAUGAAUUAGAGAAGGCACAAAGAUCUGCUGGUGGUCGUGAUACUCGUUUUUUGCGUGAUGAGAUACGCCAACUGGAAAAACAAUUAGAACAAAAAGAGAGACAAUUAGCAGAUGUAGAAGAAGAACUCGAAAAAGAGAAGAAAGUGAAUGAACAGCUUGCUCUUCGAAUUGAAGAUGCCGAAAAUGAAAACAUCAGAUUCAGGAGAGAGAAUGAACAAUUACGUCAGGAUGUAGUUGACUAUCAGAGGCAAAUAGAUUCUCAAAAAGAAACAAUUCCAUUACGAAGAGGACAGGACUCUGAUUACAGAUCACAGUUGUCCAAAAGAAGCUCUGAGCUUGUCCAGUAUUUGGAUGAAAUUCAGAACUUGACUGAAGCUAACGAGAAGUUAGAUAUUCAAAACCAAGAAAUGAGGAAAAAUCUUGAGGAAUCAGUUCAAGAAAUGGAGAAGAUGACUGAUGAAUAUAACAAAAUGAAACUAAUUGUGCAACAAUCUGACAUUAUUAUGGAUCAGUUACGAAAAGAGAAAGAUCAGUACAAAUUUCAAGUUCAGGACCUUUCAGACCAGCUGAAAGCAAAGAAUGAGGAAGACGAUCCACUCAUGGCAGCAGUAAAUGCAAAAGUUGAAGAAUGGAAGAAAAUCUUAGCUUCAAAAGAUGAUGAAAUCCUAGAGUAUCAGCAAAUGUUGUUUAACUUAGAAGAGAAAAUGAAAAUGGUUCAACUUGAUGUUGACAGAAACAGCGUACUGGCCCUUCAACAGGGUGUGCAAGAGCGAGAUGCUCAGAUAAGAUUGCUUACUGAGCAAGUUGAACAGUACACCAAAGAAAUGGAAAAAAAUGCAUUCGUUAUUGAGAAAUUAAAAAAUGAUCUCCAAAAAGAUACAGGUCACUCAUCUCUUGCUCAGCAGAAUCACAGUGAGGAUAUACAAGAAAAGUUAAAAAGACUGGAACAGAGAACUAUGGAGGCUGAGAAAUCAGCAGAAUUAGCAGAAGCAGAUGCCAGAGAAAAGGACAAAGAGCUUGUUGAGACUUUGAAACGAAUGAGAGACUAUGAACUGGGAAUAUAUGGUUUGGAAGAAGCUGUUGCUGAAAUCAAAGAUUUAAAAAAGCAAGUCAAAAUACGAGAACAUGAGAUUGAACCAUUAAUUAAGGAAAUCAAUAAACUUGAACUUAAAAUAAAUGACUUACUUGAUGAAAAUGAAGAACUCAGAGAGCGCUUAGGUCUUGAGCCAAAGACAAUGAUUGAUUUAAGUGAGUUCAGAAACAGCAAAGCGCUGAAGCAGCAGCAAUAUAGAGCUGAAAACCAGAUUCUUUUGCAAGAGAUUGAAAGGCUGGAAGAGGAAAGAAUUGAACUGAAAAAACAAAUUCGUAAGUUGGCUCAGGAAAAAGGAAGAAGAGUUGCAACAAUAGAAUUGGAUGCUGACGAUAUGCAGAUGACUGAUAGCUUUACUGAAGAGAAGGUAAUGAGUAAGAGGAAGUUGGAUUUCUUGACCAGACAUGACAUUGCUGAAAUAAAAGCAAAGAAUGAAUAUCUUGCAACUGAAUUAAGUGAGAGAGAGAGAGAUUUGGAGAAGAACAGGACUGUAAUAGCCAGAUUUCAAUCUAAAUUAAAAGAGUUAUCAGAAGAGAAUAAGCAACUUGAACAAGGAAUGAAGGAAAUACUGCAGGCUGUCAAGGAAAUGCAGAAGGAUUCUAGUAUGAAGGGAGGAGAAACAGCCUUAGUAAUCCCUAGUCUGGAUCGUUUAGUUCAUGCAAUGGAGUCAAAGAAUUCAGAGGGAAUCUUUGAUGCUGGUGUGCACUUGAAAGCUCAGGUUGACCAACUUACAGGACGAAAUGAGGAAUUAAGGCAGGAGCUAAAAGAGACUCAGAAGGAGGCAACAAGUUUGUCUAAUCAGUUGGCAAAUGCAAAUGAAAAGUAAAUCUUCCAGAAGGAAUGAUUCCUUCAAGUGUUAAUACGAUUAAUUCUC
Messenger RNA from Empidonax traillii (willow flycatcher), 2381 nucleotides. Its product is annotated as centrosomal protein of 290 kDa-like. Bases 132 to 2333 code for a protein of 733 amino acids. Lineage: Eukaryota; Metazoa; Chordata; Aves; Passeriformes; Tyrannidae. The transcript has 21 exons. The record is from RefSeq and is a predicted model, not a curated record. Gene Ontology annotation, biological process: kidney development; camera-type eye development.